Vigna unguiculata (cowpea) is the source of this 2486-nucleotide messenger RNA. RefSeq names its product Splicing factor, CC1-like protein. Lineage: Eukaryota; Viridiplantae; Streptophyta; Magnoliopsida; Fabales; Fabaceae. Gene Ontology annotation, biological process: mRNA processing. The record is from RefSeq and is a predicted model, not a curated record. Gene Ontology annotation, cellular component: nucleus. Gene Ontology annotation, molecular function: RNA binding.
AAAUGCUGGUGAUGGAGUAAUGGGCAAUGCUUAAGAGAAGCAAUUCAUCUUCUGAUGCCUGUGGACAAAACCAAUGUUCAUUUGGCUACAUGUUGAUCACAGUUUUUGUCACUGCAUGUAAUAGAUUGGUGUCACUGUGAUUAAUUUGGGAAAUAUUAGAUUUAGAAAGUUCUGCAUUUCAUAGCUUUUCAAUUUUGUUAUAUCAAUUCGUUCAUGGGGUUUUUGAGUGAAUGAAGUCCACUAAAAAAAUGCUCUAGCCUUAAACAUCAGAUAAAGUCCCAAGAACUAGUUUAAAAUCUACCAUCAGAUAGAGUCCAGCAAUUCUGUUGUUCAUGUCCAGAACUGGGUGCUCCAUUGCAACAUUAAUUUUUUUGUUCACAUCACUGGCACCUUGCUUUGAUCAAUGUGAUUAAAGGCCUUUAUGUUUUAUAUUAUUGGAUUCUAUCGAUUUACCGAUUGCAUGGGUAGGAUGGUUUUUUUAUGUACUAUGCUGUCCUGUUGCUGUUGAUUCUUUCCUUCUGUUUAAUCACAUCACUAGUCAUGUCCUAUAUAAAACUAGAUUUUGUGUAUUAUAAAGGUUGCAUUCACUUUAUGCUUAUGGUUCUCUUACUCGGUAUAUAUAAGCUUUUAACAGGUUUCAACUUAAUGCAAUUAGGUCCCUCACUCUCUCGUACUGCCAUCAAUCCAAGUUGGUGAUGCUGUUUCAAUAUAAGAUUUUGUUUUAUUUAUAGAAGUUCCCUGCAGGCCUGUGUUCACGUGGGGGCUUUAUACAUGUAAAGACCAUUUGCUGCCAUGUUGCGAAUUUAAGGAACAUGAAAAUUUUGUGUUGGGAAAUAUGGUUUAUGCAGUAGUUUGUUAAAUAUAUGUUAUCAUUAUUUUCAAAUCUGAACUGCUAUAAAGAGAUUGCAUGCAUCCCAACAACUUGGGCUAUAAUUUUGUCCUUUUAUCAUAUUGUAGGCGACAUAAAGAGAAAAAGGAAGAAGCUACACAACCUGAUGCUGAUCCUGAAAGAGAUCAAAGAACUGUGUUCGCCUAUCAGAUUUCUCUGAAAGCUGAUGAAAGAGAUGUAUACGAGUUCUUCUCAAGGGCUGGCAAGGUACGAGAUGUUCGUUUGAUUAUGGACCGCAAUUCAAGGCGUUCUAAGGGUGUUGGGUAUAUUGAGUUUUAUGAUGUCAUGUCUGUCCCAAUGGCAAUUGCACUUUCAGGCCAACCUCUCCUUGGUCAACCAGUGAUGGUGAAGCCGUCAGAAGCAGAAAAGAAUUUGGUUCAGUCCACAACAGCUGUUGGUGGAUCCACUGGACUUAUAGGUCCUUAUUCUGGGGGAGCAAGAAGGCUCUAUGUUGGGAAUCUGCAUAUCAGUAUGAGUGAAGCUGAUAUUCGUAAGGUAUUUGAAGCAUUUGGUCAGGUUGAGCUAGUCCAGCUGCCUCUCGAUGAAAGUGGGCACUGCAAAGGUUUUGGCUUUGUACAGUUUGCACGCCUUGAAGAUGCCAGAAAUGCUCAGAGCUUGAAUGGUCAAUUAGAGAUUGGUGGUAGAACAAUCAAGGUAUCGGCUGUUACUGAUCAAACUGGAAUGCAAGAGGUUGGAGGAAAUACUGGUGAUUUUGAUGAUGAUGAUGAAGGAGUUGGCUUGUCCUUGAAUGCAUGUUCUCGAGCAAUACUAAUGCAGAAGUUGGAUCGUAGUGGCACUGCAUCAAGCAUGGUUGGUUCCCUGGGUAAUUCUGUUGUCAACAACACAGGUCUUAAUCUACCAGCAACAGGAAACAUACUUGGAGCUGUGCCCGCGGGUUCUCCCCUUUCUUCUAUUCCUGCAGUAUCUGGGUUGGCAGGUGGAGGUCUCCAAAUUCCCAUGGCUACAAUUCCUACUAUUGAUACAAUCGGUGUUCCAAGUGAAUGCUUAAUGUUAAAGAACAUGUUUGAUCCCAAGGACGAGACUGAACCAGAUUUUGAUUUGGAUAUUAAAGAAGAUGUUGAAGCAGAAUGCUCUAAGUUUGGGACGUUAAGACACAUAUAUGUUGAUAAGAAGAGUGCUGGUUUUGUCUACUUACGUUUUGAAGAGACCCAUUCUGCAAUAAGUGCUCAGCGGUCCUUGCACGGACGAUGGUUUGCUGGGAAGAUGAUCACUGCGAGCUUCAUGGUGCCUCAGUCAUACGAGGAUAAAUUCCCAGACAGCAGAUAAACUGAUGAAAUAAUCAUCUUCAGAAUUAUAUAACAGCUUUUACUUGUCUUGGAUUGGCUAAAAGGUGCUGUUUAUAAAACUUGCAUAAUUUUUUGGGGUGUUGGUUUUCUAUAAGAGUCUGUUACAGUAUUACUGUUGUGGCUUGGCAGUGGUAUUGAUUGGAACAAGGGUUUUUUGAUGCUACAAACAUUGAUGUAAUUCUACUUCGGCUGAUGCCAAUCACAGUUUUGAUGUAUUCUCACUUUCUUUGUGGCAUAAGCCUGAAAGGAACCCCCAUAAUCGGUUGGUCAACAUGUUUCGGUCACUAGUA